AUGUCAGGGGCGAAGAUCCGUCAACAGUUUGAUAGUGGCCGCGACGGUUUUACUAUUCGUGGUAAUGAGAGUCAACGGGCCCGUGCAAAAGAGCUAAUACGUGAGAAAUUGGUGUGGGUAGUAAAUAAAGAUGUGGGAAAGAAACUUGAAGAAAUACCAAUUCCUUUCCAUGACCUGAAAAAUAUUGUUGAAGAAUUGCGGUUUGAAGAUGAGCCCACUAGGGCGAGAUGUCGAGGGUGGCUGGUUUUACAAUCCAAAAAAAUUAUCCAGGUUAACAUCAUAUUUCCCGGUUCAGACAUCGAUUGCAGGAUAACCUUGCGUGCACUUACGGAUGAUUUAGUAGCAGACAGCAACCUUGUGUGCGAGAAAGAAGAGACACGCCUUAUAUCAAAAUAUCUCUCUAAGUUAACAUUUACCGAUGCCGACGGGUUACGCCUACCAGCAGAUGAGAAAUUACCCCAGGAGUUUAACCACACUCAUUGGAGAUGCUCCCGCCGGACUUUGUUAACCCCCCAGCCUGGAUUUUCCAUGAUUGUCUCUAAUGAAAGAUCCUGGUGUAGUGAUCUCAGGGAUGAGGAAAACAGAGUAACGACGGAUAUUCACCUUCAUUGUGAAAAAUGGGAUCAGCUUCUCAGCGAAGAAGAUUGGGAGCCAGAAAUAAUCUGUGCCGAAUUGCCUGAGUUUCUUCGCUUUGUUCGCCAAGUUCAAGAUUUCAUUUCUUGUAACUGUACCAAAACAGCUGAUCAGGAAUGAAGCAAGGUUGAUAAGCAGUUGAUCCAUAUUAAUUGUUGCUCAUAAUCAUAAAGAUUAAAAAUUAAGUUUAAAUUUGA
Stylophora pistillata is the source of this 830-nucleotide messenger RNA. RefSeq lists its product as uncharacterized. Lineage: Eukaryota; Metazoa; Cnidaria; Anthozoa; Scleractinia; Pocilloporidae. The record is from RefSeq and is a predicted model, not a curated record.